CUUCACACUAUAAAUAGCUUAGCUUGAAGUAGUGGUAAUUAAUUAAUCAAAGCCACCACUCCAUUUUUAGGCCGCACCGUAGCGUAGCAAUGAUGGGAGAACCGAGUGGAGACGACCCGCCGUUCAUGGAGAAAUACAAGAACCUCUUGGACGACCAAGAGGCGAUGGUGGGCCAGGCGGCGGCGGAGGAGGAGCGGGAGCUGCCGCUGAUCGACCUCGGCGAGCUGGACAGCGCGGAGGAGGCGGCCAGGGAGGAGUGCAAGAGGAAGAUAGCGGGGGCUUCCCGGGAGUGGGGCUUCUUCCAGGCGUUCAACCACGGGAUCUCGCCGGAGAUUCUGGGCGAAAUGACGGCGGAGCAGGUGAAGCUCUUCCGCAAGCCCUUCAGCCAGAGGACGAAGGACGUGGAGUUCAACUUCUCCGCCGGCAGUUACCGGUGGGGGACUCCUUCCGCCACCAACAUCCGGCAGCUCUCCUGGUCUGAGGCUUUUCACGUCCAGCUGAGCGAUGUCUCCGCCCCCACCGCUUGCCCAACCCAUCUUAGCUCAACAAUGACGAAAUUCGCAGAAGGGACGAGAGAGUUAGCAGAGAAAUUGUGCAAAAUUUUGGGUGAAGAAUUGGGAGAGAAGUCAAACUACUUUGAACAAAAGUGUUGGUCAAAGAGUAGCUAUGUGAGAAUGAACCGGUACCCGCCAUGCGGCCCAAAUCACGUGUUUGGGCUAAUGCCUCACACCGACACUGAUUUCCUCACCAUAUUACACCAGGAUCAAAUUGGUGGGCUGCAUCUGGUCAAAGAUGACAAAUGGAUCUCUGUUAAGCCCAAACCAAAUACACUCGUCAUUAACAUCGGAGAUAUCUUUCAGGCAUGGAGCAAUGGGAUUUACAAAAGUGUUGAGCACCGAGUUAUUCCCAACCAAACCAAAGAGAGAUUCUCCACGGCUUUCUUCUUUUGUCCAUCGGACGAUACGUUAAUCAACGGUUAUUCUCAGCCUUCUAUUUAUAAACCAUUUACAUUUGGAGAAUACAAACGGCAAGUGCAAGAGGACGUCAAGAACUUGGGCCAAAAACUUGGCCUUCUUAGGUUUCUCAUUUCCCCUCCCUAAAUUACUUGUACUCUGUGUUUUAAAUUUCAUCAUCAACGUUGUUGUUGCUAUCCAUAACAUACCAAUUAUAAAUUCAUAUUUUUCUACUAAUUUUAUGAAUGAAAUCUAUGGUUCUUAUGAUAUUCUGUCACCUUUACACACUAUGUUUUAACACUUUUUCUUGAAUUUCGUAAUCUGAACGAUGAAUUCGAUUAGGGAAUGAAAGGAGUAGAAUGCAUAUACAUCCUUCAAUAUCCACUAUGCAUAUACAUUUUCACUUUCAAGAAUGAGACAAAUAAUUGAUUUCUUCAUCUUGCUAAUCUUGCUUUUGACUUGGCGGCCAUGGAAGCUUUUUUGAUGAUGAUGAUGAUAGAGUCUUAAUUAAUCAAUUAAGAACCCUAGUUUGAUCUUCAAUGGGCUCAAGAUUCAUGGAUACUGUGAAGUAUAUGAGCAACAUUGUUCCUAUGCUAGACCUGCACAUAUGCAUAUAUUCAUGGGAUUUUAUCAUAGUCAUUGAUCGAGAAACCUACUGCUCUUAAUAUGUUUGUCUAAUUUGAUUUCUUAGAGUUAAACUAGACGUUCUUUAAUUAUAUCAACUAAAUAAAUACUCUCUAUUAAU
Messenger RNA from Cuscuta campestris, 1698 nucleotides. The record is from the annotation of a GenBank genome assembly. NCBI's taxonomy places the organism in Eukaryota, Viridiplantae, Streptophyta, Magnoliopsida, Solanales, Convolvulaceae.